UUAUAGCUUUGACAAUUAUUGGAUGGGAAAUAAAAUUGAUAAUAAAUAAAUAAUAAGGCAAAAGUCGUAAGAUUCAUCCACAUACAGUGGCGGAGCUAGGAUGGGUUCAAGUGGGUUCAUUGAACCCACUGAUUUUUUGAAAAAAAUUAAAAACUUUUUUUUUUUUAAAAACAAAAAAAUCAAAAUAGGUUUAAAUAGAAUAUAUGUGUAUUAUAUGACAACAAGUAAAGUUGUAGCCCAGUGGUUAUUUUUACCUCCCAUCACACAAGAGUUUGUGGGUUCAAAACCCAUAACUCACACUUUUUUUUUUUUAAUUUUGUUUCCUGAGCUUUCCCUGCUUCCAGCUUUCCUCUUCCUCAUUCCCCCAAAUUGCAAAACCCUAAUUUCUUCCUCCUUCUCUUAAUCUCUUCCCGUUCUUCCUCCUUCAGUCCUUCUCUUCCCGUUCUUCCUCCUUCUCUUCUCGGCGCAACACGGCAGCAGUCAGCAGAACGCCAGAACACGGUGGCAGCGGCAGCGCACCAGCCACUCACCCAGCAGGCCAGCAGACCCACCGUCGUCCGUCACAGCACUGACAGCCUCACAGCCGUGUAUCGGUGUAUGUAGCAGACUAGCAGUAUAUACCUAUUAUACCAUGAGUUUAGAGUCAUUUUGGAAACGUGCCGGGAAGUCACAAAAGUCUUCAACUUGUUCUUCACCUAGUUCAAGGGAUCCUCCAAUAGAAGAACAUGUGUCUCCUAAUGAUGAUGAGGUUCCUAUUGCUGCAACAAUUCCACCACCUGAGAACACAGGUCCAAGUGUUCCAAAUACUACUGUUGACUCCGAUGAUACUCGCAUUUAUGAUGUUGAUCUUCUUCCACAUGACCCUGGAAAAAGAAUUCCAAUUAUGGAGUAUCCUCCUAAUGAUCGAGAUGCCGUAAGGAGAGGCUAUAUUACAAAGAAACGUUGUGAUCCACGCACACAUAAUUUUCCUCAAAGAAAAGUUGGAGGUAUGCGCCGUUUUAAUGUUACUUGGUUUGAUAAAUAUGAGUGGCUUGAAUAUAGUGUUGAGAAAGAUACGGAUUUUUGUUUUGUGUGCUAUUUGUUCACUGAUAAAGUUGAUUAUUCUUUGGCUGUUAAUGAUUCCUUUAUUAAAGGGGGAUUUAGAGGAUGGAAUAAGACUGGUAGAUUUGAUGUUCAUGUGGGUGGUAUUGGUAGUUUCCAUAGUCAGGCUAAUGAGAAAUAUAGUAUGUUUAUCAACCCAAAGACAUCAGUUGCUGAAUCUCUUUGCACUUAUUCUAAGGAAGCUAAACUACAAUACAAAUCUCGCUUGACUUAUUCAUUGAAAUGUAUUAGAUUUCUUUUAAAUCAAGGUUUAGCUUGUCGUGGGCAUAAUGAAAGUGAAGAAUCUUGGAAUAGGGGUAAUUUUCUUGCACUCUUAACAUGGUUUUCAGAAAAUAAUAGUGAGGUAGCAAAGGUUGUUCUAGGUAAUGCCCCGGGUAAUUUUCUUGCACUCUUAACAUGGUUUUAUUCCUUUGUUAAUUAUGAUUUCAAAUUUCGGAAGUUUCGAACCCACACUUCGAAAAUCCUGGUGACGCCACUGUCCACAUAUAGCUAG
Chenopodium quinoa (quinoa) is the source of this 1594-nucleotide messenger RNA. RefSeq lists its product as uncharacterized. The transcript is spliced from 2 exons. The coding region runs from base 632 to 1594 and encodes 320 amino acids. The record is from RefSeq and is a predicted model, not a curated record. NCBI's taxonomy places the organism in Eukaryota, Viridiplantae, Streptophyta, Magnoliopsida, Caryophyllales, Amaranthaceae.